Rotaria sordida is the source of this 84-nucleotide messenger RNA. The record is from the annotation of a GenBank genome assembly. Lineage: Eukaryota; Metazoa; Rotifera; Eurotatoria; Philodinida; Philodinidae.
AUGGAAUUUCCAUUUGAUAUUAAUGUUGUAUUACCUAAUGAAAUAACUAUAAUUAAUGGAGAUUAUCGAAUACUUAAUCAUGGA